Sitophilus oryzae (rice weevil) is the source of this 2149-nucleotide messenger RNA. RefSeq names its product myb-like protein X. The transcript has 4 exons. The record is from RefSeq and is a predicted model, not a curated record. NCBI's taxonomy places the organism in Eukaryota, Metazoa, Arthropoda, Insecta, Coleoptera, Curculionidae. Gene Ontology annotation, molecular function: zinc ion binding; nucleic acid binding. The coding region runs from base 121 to 2055 and encodes 644 amino acids.
AUUUAUUAUUUUAUGUUUUGCACAUUUUUUGAGCUUUUGAUAGUUUAGAAAGUGAUAAAUUAUUUAAUAUAUUUGACUAAAAACUUGCGUGGGUAAAUACAUUGUGUUAAAACUGUAAUAAUGACACGAUUUGCACGAGCUAAAGGAUCCAAGGCGUCAAAUGAGAAGCUUCCUGAAUCUGCAACAUCUUGGCUGGAAAUGAAACAAGACCUUUUAAAGAGAAAUACAGAAAUAAAAGAGAAACAACAGCGAGAAGAGGCCUUACAACGAAGAAAUGCAAAUUACCAAGCUUUUUUACAAGAAAAAGAGAACGAGGAGGAUAAAGAAACUAAGUGGGCUGAUUUUGAUAAUGGACAGUUAGAAACUAAUAUUAAGAAACGAAAACUACAUAAUGGCCAAAAUAAAUUGAUAUUGCAAAAGAACACGAAAAAACAUUUAAAUAAUGUUAAGAACGUUAAUAAACUAGAAGUAAAUAAGCAUGAUUUGUUAUCAGAAGAUUCUGAUGCAGAACUCAAUGCUUUAAAAAGUAAAAUAGAGGUUGUUUUAAAUAAUCAAAAUAAACAACAGACAGUAAUUGACGAAAGUGACAGUGAUGCUGCUCCUGAAGAAAUAGUUAUUACAAAAAAGCCAAAAGAAAUUGUUAUAAAGAAAGCUAAAAGGAAGAAACAGAAACUCCAAAUUAUCAUUCAACCAGAGGAGCCUGAAAGUAGUUUAAAUACAAAUUUAAAUAAUAUUCAGAAUACGGCAAUAGAGAACAUUACAGAAAAUUUAAGUGAAACAGAAAAAAGAAAAAUUGCUAAAAAGCAAGAGAGGUAUAAGAAACAACUAGAAAAAAAGAAACUUAAGCGGAAAACAGAAAAGUUAGAAACUAAACAUAACGUUAAGAAUAGUAACGAACAUAAUAAUUUAACAGUUAAUAAAUCGAAACAUUCUGAUCACAAUAAAGCUGAGGUGAAUUUGGAAAAACUUAUUAAAAAGAAAGAGAGAAGAGCUAGACAAGCUGAAAAGAGAAAACUAUUCAGUAAAAGUAAAGAACAUGAAGUAAAUAAUGAUAAUAAGAAUAAAGUGAAUCGAAAUGUGAGUCCAAUAAAAAAUGAAUCGAAAAAAUCUGAUAACAGGGAAUUAAAUGAAGAAGAUUUGAAAAAACUUGCUAAAAAGAAGGAAAAGAAAGCUAAACAAGUUGAAAAAAGGAAAAAAUUCAAGAAAACUAAAGAGCAUGAAGUUAAUGAUAAUAAUAAAAGUAAUGUGAAUGGUAAUAUUAGUAUAAACAAUAAUAAUUUAAACCAUUUUGACAAAAAAACUGGUAGUUCAGAAAGUGUCCCCUCUACCAAACCAUUUCCAAAUAAACAUCUUAUGACUAACACAUUCAGAAAUAGAGAUUCUAAUGAACACAAAAGAAAGAAACCAUUGCCUGAAACUCAGUUCAUUAAUGGUAAGUCAGUUGAUAUAGAUUAUGUUGAUGGCUUUCCAGUAAAGAAGGAGGAUGCAGACAGGCUAAAAAAUUUACGUAGGGAGAUGAUCACUAAAGGAUUGCCAAGGAGUGAAAUUAAUGCUGCUUUGAAAUUAGAAAGAAGAAGAGCUGAAAAGGCACUUGCAAGAGAGAAAAAGAAUGUUUGCUUCAACUGUAGAAAAUCUGGACAUGUACUGUCAGAAUGUCCCGAAUUAGGCAAAGGUGAAGUAACACAAACAGCAGGAACUGGAAUAUGCUUCAAAUGUGGGUCUACAGAACAUACACAUUUCGAGUGCAAAGUUGUCAGAGGAAUGGAUUAUAAAUUUGCUCAAUGUUUCAUUUGCAACGAACAAGGGCAUAUUGCUAGACAGUGUCCUGAUAAUCAAAGAGGGCUGUAUCCAAAAGGAGGCUCAUGUAAUGUUUGUGGAGAUGUAACGCAUUUGAAAAAGGAUUGUCCAAGAUAUCAACAACAACAAGCUCAAUUAAGAAAAAGUUUUAAUAUUGAAUCUAUGAAUAGUAGUAAUCCUGACGCUUUGGACAAUACAAAUAAUAAUGGAAAUGUACCAACAACUCAAAGAAAACCUAAUAAAGUUAUAAAGUUUUAAUAUAAUAAAGUUAUUUUAAGUUGUUAUAAUUGUAAAUAUAUUUUAUACGUAAUAGACUGUUAAAAAAUAUAGCAUUAAGUAUUUUAAGGCUUGA